AUUUUAAUAGAAACUUUAAAUAAUACUCACAAUUAUGAUGAUGAUGAUGUUACAAUUAUUGAACAUGAAGAUGACUCUUCUAUGAUAGAUGAUAAUAUUCAAUAUAGAUUUGUUUACACUAAUGGGGUUCAAGAUAUGAAUACAGUUCAAUUUCAAUUUGUAGACAAUUCAUCAAAUAAUACUGAAUUUAAUCAAGCUGAACCAAGUACUUCAAAUGUAACAAAUUCUACUUCAAAAUCUGGAUUAAGAAAUCAGCAUGGUCCAUUAACUGAAUGGAAACCAGAAGAAGUAAAAUUGAUGCUAAGUAGCUAUAAAGAAUAUAUCACUGAUGUGGGCAAAGAUAAAACUUUUAAGAGCAAAAAAGAGAUGUGGAAUACAAUAGCAAAAAAUAUAAGUGAUACCUUUAAUAUUACAAGAACACCAACACAAUGCAUGACUAAAUUUUUUUAUAGAUUUAAAACUUUAAAAAAGGCUAAAAGACUGGGUACAGAAGUGGAAACUACUAUUCAGACAGCUAAAAUACAAAAUGAAAUGGAAGCCAUGGAUUCUAUUUUCCAUGUAGUCAUGGAAGAUAUGGAAGCGGCUAGAAUUAAUGAAAUUGAAAAUGGUGGACAAGGAAGUUGCAGUUCAGAAAUUGAAGUAUUAGCAAAAAUUCUACCCAAAACUUUGAUUGAAUUGGCAAAAGUUAAUGCUCGAGCUCAAGAAAGAAGGCAUCGAGAACAUAUGGACUUCCUUAGGGGAUUUGAAUCUAGGUAUAUGGAAAUGCUGGAGAAAAAACUCAAGUAAAAUCUCUUAAUAAAAUUAUGUUGUUAACAGAUACAUUUUUUCUUUAUUUUUUAAGAAGUUAUAUUUGUUUAUUUUUUAGUUGAGUUAACAUAUUAAUAGAUUGUUUAUACUCAAUGUAAUAAAAGUAUAAUUGAAAUUAUUUUAUAAAAAUGAAAUAUUAAAAG
This is a messenger RNA of Daktulosphaira vitifoliae (grape phylloxera), 950 nucleotides long. RefSeq lists its product as uncharacterized. The record is from RefSeq and is a predicted model, not a curated record. The transcript has 6 exons. NCBI's taxonomy places the organism in Eukaryota, Metazoa, Arthropoda, Insecta, Hemiptera, Phylloxeridae. Bases 82 to 786 code for a protein of 234 amino acids.